UAGAAUAGAAUUUGUUGGCACUUGUCUGAUUUUGAAAAUCAGUGGUUAUUUGGGCGGUCCGUUUCACUUUUCAAAAUCUAAAAUCUCCACUUCCGUUCAAACCCUAAGGGAUCAAAAUUAUGAAGACGGCGAAGCCAUUGAAGCAACUUAAGCUCUCUGUACCAGCUCAAGAUACUCCCAUUUCCAGCUUCUUGACUGCGAGUGGAACGUUUCAUGAUGGCGAUCUACUUUUGAACCAGAAAGGACUCAGACUGAUUUCUGAAGAGAAUGAAUCUCUGCCCUCAGAAACUAAGGAGAUAGAUCUUCAGUUUUCAUUGGAAGAUCUUGAAACCAUCAAAGUCAUUGGAAAAGGAAGUGGGGGUGUUGUUCAACUUGUUCGUCAUAAAUGGGUUGGAACAUUGUUUGCUUUGAAGGUUAUCCAGAUGAAUAUACAAGAAGAUAUUCGUAAGCAGAUAGUGCAAGAACUGAAAAUAAAUCAAGCAUCACAAUGUCCACAUGUUGUUGUAUGCUACCACUCUUUCUAUCACAAUGGAGCUAUAUCUCUGGUUUUGGAGUAUAUGGACCGUGGAUCUUUAGUUGAUGUAAUUGGGCAACUUAAGACUAUUCUUGAACCAUACCUCGCCGUUGUUUGCAAGCAGGUUUUACAAGGUCUUGUCUACUUGCAUCACGAGAGACAUGUUAUCCACAGAGACAUAAAACCAUCAAACUUGCUAGUGAACCACAAAGGAGAGGUAAAAAUAACAGAUUUUGGUGUAAGUGCAAUGCUAGCCAGCUCUAUGGGUCAAAGGGAUACAUUUGUUGGGACCUACAAUUAUAUGGCACCUGAAAGAAUAAGUGGAAGCACCUAUGACUACAAGAGUGAUAUCUGGAGCUUGGGCAUGGUCAUCCUUGAAUGUGCUAUUGGACGGUUCCCAUACAUACAGUCAGAGGACCAGCAAGCUCGGCCGAGCUUUUACGAGCUUUUGGAGGCUAUUGUUAGCAGUCCACCACCUUCUCCUCCAGCAGAUCAAUUUUCCCCAGAAUUCUGUUCGUUUGUUUCUGCUUGCAUUCAAAAAGAUCCCAGGGAUAGAUCUUCAGCUUUGGACCUUUUGAGUCACCCUUUCGUUAAGAAGUUUGAAGACAAAGACAUUGAUCUGAGCAUACUUGUCAGUAGCCUGGAACCUCCAGUAAAUUUUCUAAGAUAAGUUGGCAUAUAUAUUAGUACUACUACUACAUUGUAGACCUGUAAGGUCUAGCAGUUUCUGUAUGUAAACAUCACAUGAGAUGAAUGAAUUAUUUUGCAGCAUUUUAUCUAA
Molecule: messenger RNA, 1295 nt
Organism: Solanum dulcamara
Lineage: Eukaryota; Viridiplantae; Streptophyta; Magnoliopsida; Solanales; Solanaceae
Product: mitogen-activated protein kinase kinase 6
Exons: 8
Coding region: 120-1184 (354 amino acids)
Biological process (GO): protein phosphorylation
Cellular component (GO): cytoplasm
Molecular function (GO): protein serine/threonine kinase activity; ATP binding
Source: RefSeq, a predicted model, not a curated record